Molecule: messenger RNA, 6167 nt
Organism: Rattus norvegicus (Norway rat)
Lineage: Eukaryota; Metazoa; Chordata; Mammalia; Rodentia; Muridae
Gene: Nipal3
Product: NIPA-like domain containing 3
Biological process (GO): magnesium ion transmembrane transport; magnesium ion transport
Cellular component (GO): membrane
Molecular function (GO): magnesium ion transmembrane transporter activity
Source: RefSeq, a predicted model, not a curated record
UUUUUUUUUUUUUUUUUUUUGGUUUGUUUGUUUUGUUUUUGUUGGUUGGUUGGUUUUGUUUGGUUUGUUGUUUUAGUGACUCACCGAAGGAAUAAACCCGAGCAUUUCUAUCCAUCCACACCCUGAGUGUGAGAGCAGAAAGGGUUGAUGACAUAAUUCCGCAAGGACAGCCGUGCAGUAUUCCAAGAGCCCCUUACUCGUUUCACCGCAGCCACGGUGCCUAUUCGCAGCCAGGCUUAAACCCACCAGUGUCUCCUUUAAAUUUAUGGGAUAGUCCCCCCUAUCAUAAACUGUCUACCGCUUGUUCCUAAGAUCACAGCUCCUGCCACCUACGCCUCAAGAAAAAAAAAAAUCACACGGGUCCAGCUGGUCUUUGGGUAUCACCCAUAAUACAAUAUGGCAGCUCCAUCCUCUCUUCAAUGCUCCCUCCCAGCUCUACUGGGUCUCGAUGCUGAGGUCUCCCCAAUGUCAUUUCCUCUUAAAACCUAUGUGAUCUCAACAUCUCCCCGAGAAGUUGCUGUGAGGCUCGGAGCUGAAUGGCGCGUGCAGGAAAAUGAGCGCCCUGGAAGCUCCACGCGCAGGUUCAUGGUCACAGCGGAACCCCUGGGAAACAGCAGCGGGGGACUAGGGUGAUUGACAGCCUCGCGGGGCUGCUGAGCCGCGGGCGUGCUGGGAGAUUAAGGACGCAAUACAGCCAACAGGUGGGACGCAGGCGCAGGAAAGAAGGGGUACGCACGGUCCCCGAGACACGUCAGGGCUCUGCUGGGUUUCGAUAUUGAAGCUACCUGAUAGAAGCAUCAGGGGCACCGCCCGGGACAGUCGGUGACAGUUAACGCAGCCUGCGGGGGACACCAGGCGGGCUGUUCAAGUCCAGCCUACCUGUCUGGCAGGUGGAGGUGAGCAGCCAUAACCUGGGGACCAAAGCAGCCUGGACUCCUUCCUUUGGCCGCUAGAGGGGACUCCUCCAGAGCUUGGCGGGAGUCAGAAGACACACCCUCCCCUGUCUGCUCGGGAGAGACACACGAGCUGCUUCCUGAGGAGAGGAGAGGAGAGGAGACGGCUAUAAAUCAACCAAAAGAGACCAGAGAACUCAUCUGGCUGAGGAAGGGAACGAGGUGGCUGUUGGAAGGAGGUGAACACCAGGAGACAUGGCCUCCAGUUCACACCCUGCCUAGCAGCAGCUCCUCCUCCCAGCCUGGCCCGACAGGAUGUCCCGCUAGACAGCCAUGGACGGAGCCCACAGCGCAGGCCUGCAGCUGCAGCCUCUCUCACCCACCAGCGGAGCCACCUCCCCGAGCCUGAGCAGCGGUGAGGGCUCCUUCUCCUACAAGGAAAACUUGAUCGGCGCGCUCUUGGCCAUUUUCGGGCACCUUGUGGUCAGCAUCGCCCUUAACCUGCAGAAAUACUGCCACAUCCGCCUGGCAGGCUCCAAGGACCCCCGGGCCUACUUCAAGACCAAGACAUGGUGGCUGGGGCUGCUCCUGCUGCUGCUGGGGGAACUGGGCGUGUUCGCCUCCUACGCCUUCGCUCCACUGUCACUCAUCGUGCCCCUCAGUGCCGUCUCCGUGAUAGCAAGCGCCAUCAUCGGAAUCAUAUUCAUCAAGGAAAAAUGGAAACCUAAGGACUUUGUGAGGCGCUACGUCUUAUCCUUUGUUGGCUGUGGUCUGGCGAUCGUGGGCACCUACCUGCUAGUGACGUUUGCACCCAAUAGUCAUGAGAAGAUGACGGGCGAGAACAUCGCCAGGCACCUUGUGAGCUGGCCUUUUCUCCUGUACAUGCUGGUGGCCAUCGUCCUGUUCUGCCUGCUGCUGUACUUCUACAAGGAGAAGAAUGCCAACAGCAUCGUGGUGAUUCUCCUCCUGGUGGCCCUGCUUGGUUCCAUGACGGUGGUGACAGUCAAGGCUGUGGCGGGGAUGCUGGUGCUGUCUAUCCAAGGCAACCUGCAGCUGGACUACCCCAUCUUCUACGUGAUGUUCGUGUGCAUGGUGGCCACCGCCAUCUAUCAGGCCACGUUUCUGAGUCAAGCCUCUCAGAUCUACGACUCCUCCUUGAUCGCCAGUGUAGGCUACAUCCUAUCCACCACGGUGGCCAUCACAGCAGGUUCGAUCUUCUACCUGGACUUCCUCGGGGAGGAGGCUCUGCACAUCUGCAUGUUUGCACUGGGGUGCCUCAUCGCCUUCCUGGGCGUGUUCCUAAUCACUCGGAACAGGAAGAAGGCCAUUCCCUUUGAGCCUUAUAUUUCCAUGGACGCCAUGCCAGGUAUGCAGGACAUGCACGCGAAAGGGAUGACCGUCCAGCCUGACCUCAAAGCUUCUUUUUCCUACGGAGCCUUGGAAAACAAUGACAGCAUUUCCGAGAUCUACACCCCGGCCACACUGCCCGUCAUGCAGGAGGAGCACAGCUCCAGAAGCACCCCUGGGGUUCCCUACCGCGUCCUGGAGCACACCAAGAAGGAAUGAUCUGCCUCCCUCGGGGGGUGUAACUGCCCAUAGACCACCCAUCCUUCCACUCUUCGUUGUUCAAACUGCCUUUCAAGUAUCCUGGUUUGAAACGGAGAACUCUGUGCAAGAUGACCUUGGGAGACCCCCGUUUCUGGCAGAGAAGCCAUUCAAUGAUCUUGGCCUUGGAAAUUUCAAAUAGUGGCGGAAGUAUCCCAGGUGGGCUGUGUGGCCGGCUAAGGCAGUGGGAUUUGGAGCCAUUUUACCUGCUUGGGCAGUCAGUGGGUUAUCAGGUAAUGGUCACAAGCUUCCACACACUCCUUGAAGUGAAAGCAAGACACUGCUCCCUCUUUGCAAACCGAGCAAAAGGCUGGAGGACUUCCACAGUCGGUCUUCCCCUACCCGGCACGCAUGUCUCAGCUCGACCCGUUCACUCACAAUUCUAUAGCUCUGAGAAUAUUGCUGUCCCUCUGCCAGGCUCAGCAGGGCCAACCCUGCGUGGAACAAACUGUCGUUUGCACCUGGCUGGGGUACAUGGGCCUUCCAUCACCUGAGCCCUUCUGUGAAGACCCGGCAGCGUCUGCUGGCUCCAUUCCAAUCCUUGGAGAUUUUUUUUUCCAUUGCUUCCUCCCUCUAAAGAAAUCAAGAGGACAGAGGUGGAGGAGGACAGGCACAAGGGCGGGGGACGUGGGGGAGAGCUAACUUCAGCCCUCUCUGUUUCCAACUGGUAAGAAAAGUUCCUGUGACUCUCUUGUCCAGCCCUAGAGGAUGUGUGGAAACUCUCUGUAGGACAAGCUACUCUGGCUCCUGCACAUCCGGCUCCUGAGAAGAGUCCAGAGCCUCCUGCAGGUCCACUUCAGCCUCCCCCUCCCCCUCUCCCUCCUCCUCUUCUCCCUCCCCCUCCCCUUCCCCCCUCCUCCUCCUCCUCUCCUAACCUUCCACUAGCUAAGCCUCAACUGCCGGUUCACAGCCCAGUUCAGGCAGAGCAGAGCAGGCAUUUUCACACACAGGUCUGCAGCUUCCUUCCUGGGUAGCCUCCCCCUCUUCCUCCCCGACUUCCCAGCCAAUGUACAAAGGCUUGCAGGCUUUGACAGGCAUUAGAAUUCCAGAGGAGUUUGUUUAAAAUGUAAGUUCCUAGCUCCAACUGUAGUGACCUGGAUCCGUGGGCCUGGAAGGGGACCCAACAGCCUGCAUCCUCACAGGAGAUCUGAGCCCCAGAGAGCUUACCCCCUCAGAAGCCUUCUCUUAUGGGCCACUAACUCCCAAAGGACCACACAGCCCUGCCAGAAGGUUUAAACCUCCAGUUCCUGGCCCUCUCAGGGCCCUGUAGACAAGCUUGAUGGCCCCGUCGGACUGUGGCAGUCCUUCCACAGUGAACACCACUCAAAAGUGGCAGUGUUAAUAGGUCAGUGUUGAUAUGCCGUCCUCGGCACGGUUCUUCACGCCCAAACAGUGCUCUGACUUCAGAACUCUGCCAUCUGCUACAGAGCCUACCACCACUUCUGUAUUUCGUCUUGACCAUGUCUGUAUUGUAGCUCUCAUGCCUGAGGUUGAAAUGGACAGAGGAAGGGCUCUUCAACUCCCUCCAACAGCAGUAGGCCCUGGUAAUUUUCUUAGGUUCUGGGAGCCAUUUUAUCCUAUAUCUCGCCCCAGAAAGCUAUAAGCAUUACACAUAGUUCUGCCCUCCAGGACUGCAAGGGGACACACCCAUGCCAGGAACGGUGGGCAGGGCAGGCUGUGUGGCCGAGAGGCAGAGUCACAGAGGCUUGCCAGAUAAGGCCAUAGGUGUUCAGGUUAGAGACAAUUUCUGUGCUUCAUGCUGGAAAUAGAGCUAAGAUUAAAGAGGGGGUGAUCGCACCACCACCACCACCAACUCCCCCCUCCCCCCGCUGCCACCGCAAGGAAAUGGGCAGCUCUGGAAAAGUCAGAGCUUGGAGCCAGGAUUGCCAAAGAGCCCAGGAGAGUGAUAAGAAAUGAGCAUUGAAAGACAAGCAAUGGACGUCAAGCACAGUGGCUCGCACCGUGACCCCUGCUCUUGGGUGACAUGUUUUUUCUUUUAUUUUUUUCUUUACAUUUCAAAUGUUAUCCCCUUUCCCCGUCUCCUGUCCAUAAGCCCCCUAUCCCAUCUCCUUCCCCCUUCUAUGAGGGUGUUCACCCACCCACCCACCCCUUCCCAGGUGACAUUCUUUUCUUCAGGAGGAUUGCGACAAAUUCUAGGCUAACCCAGACCACCAAGCGAGACCCCAUCUCAAAACAAGAUUAGCAGCGAAGAUAAUCAUGAAAGAGGCAAGAUUAGCUGGCAGAGGCAUGGGAGGGCGUGGGAGCUACUGAAGAGACAUGAGGAAGAGCGAAACCAGGUCAGCGCCUAUUGGAAAGGAGACCCCAUCUGUGGCAGGAGAGAAAAUGGAGCAACGCGUCACCUUUCAGGGUCAGGCUCCAGGCCCCUGAAAACAAAGACUUAAAGCUUCUGUUCUGGUAGCUGGAAGGAAUUGGGAAGCGGGCCGUGUAUGCAAAGAAGUGAGCAGGGAGGUUGUUUCCGUGUGGCAACCCGGGUGGGCAGCCAUCGUUUUAGCAUGGUAUGUAUGCCCAGCCUCAUUCCCCCUUUCCCUCUUCCUCCCAUGGGCUGUUUAGCCCUGGCCAGCCUGAGAGACAGGUGCACUGUAACUGCAUGUGAUGCAGAAGGCAUGGGAGCGCCACCCAGGAACAGCUUCCUGGGGCCUGGGAAGCUCGAUGGCUUUCAGGCUGGGGAGUAGCCACCAUCAUACAAGCAGAGCCAUGAGGGGUGAGCAGAAAGGCCUUUGAGCUCCUGAGUGGAGAUGGGGCAGUGGGAGACCAGAGUUCCCAGUCUGUCCUAGACGCCCUGCUUUGCCCCGGGUGUCACUGGAUUGUCCGCUCACAGCAGGGCUGCCCUGUUGUUAGAAUGAGGAAGGGAGAGACCAACUGUCUACCCACAACCCCGUUUCCCCUCGUGGCUCUGACAUCACCCACCCACCCCCAUCCUUCCCACCCACACCCUGAAGACAGGCAUUCAGUCUGUAGCCCAGGCUGGUCUUGAAAUCUCAAUCCUCCUGCCUCAGCCUCUGGAAUGCUGGGAUUAUGGGUGUGGACUACUGUGUCCGGCUCCCAUCUGAACUCCCCUGGCCACACUAAAUGCCACACGGCCUCUCUCCCAGCCACAAGGCACCUCCAACAGGGUCAUCAACCAUGAGUUAAACUUCAUUUAUUCGCUUGUCUUCCUCCCGACCCCCACACUCCGAAUCUCUGUUCCGUGGGUUGGGUUCCAGGUUCCAGAUCAGACAUUAGAACAGAUGUUCUUGUGAACUGCUGCUUUCAGAGGGGGAGGCCUGACCCCACACGGUGGCCAGAUGGCACCUUCACUUUCAGCACUAGGGUUUGGAGUUCAGCGUGGACCUGAGUACCAGUGGGGAGGGGAACUUGGGACCCCUCCCCUUUGCCUUUCCAGUGGGCCUAGCCAGCUUGAGGUGGCCAUCGAAGAAGGACUGGGCCCUGCACACCCUGCAGUCUCACUGAUUUCAAAUGUGACCCAACUCUAACUGACACUGAAACCACCAUGUAAAUGAAGUCACUCUAGAGCAUAGUCUAUGUAGACGCUUAUAUUUUGUUAACGUCACAACUAAUAGAGCAUGUGUUAUUUUGCAAAAGUGUGUAUACUGUGUGCAGAUAACAUUGCGAAGCGGUAUUUAAUUAAAAAUCCAAGUGGUACUUGUA